Drosophila mauritiana is the source of this 1839-nucleotide messenger RNA. RefSeq lists its product as uncharacterized. The transcript has a single exon. Bases 65 to 1018 code for a protein of 317 amino acids. The record is from RefSeq and is a predicted model, not a curated record. Lineage: Eukaryota; Metazoa; Arthropoda; Insecta; Diptera; Drosophilidae.
AUUGUUUUAAUUUUAAGCAAGAACAUAAUAUUGACUUAUUUAUACUGGCGCUAACUUAUUUACAAUGGAGAGGCUAAACGAUGACUGCGUGUGCAAUAUACUAGAGUUCCUGCCGCUCGUGGAGCAGAUCAAGAUGGCCAGGCUGGCGCCGCGUUUCCAAGAGCUCCUCUGCCUAAUUGUGUGGCGAAAGCCGCGCUACCGGAAGGUUUCCGUAUCCGAUUCCAUGCUAAGUCCUCUGAGUAAGGAGGACUACAUAUAUUUCUUCGAACUGACCAGUCCUGCAAUGGAGGAGCUGUACAUUUGGAACGUGCACAAGAAGGCGUUCGACUCGUACUUGGGUCGCCAUCUGAUGCGACCCGAAUUGGCCUUCUAUCUACGGCGGGAUUACAGCAAUCUCCGGGAGCUCUGCAUCGCGGAUGAGAACAUGAACAAUAGCAUGAUUAGCACUAUAGCUAAGAGCUGUAGCCAGCUGCGUAGCCUGAGCGUGUCAAGUGCGUACAUCACGGGAAAGUACGUGACUGGACUCACCAAUUUAAAGACCCUAGUCGCACCCGAAUGCUCCGUGGAGCUGCCCCAUCUCACAGAGUUGCUGGAUCAAUUGCCACUGAAGCACCUUGACCUCACCUCAAAUCGGUAUCCCGUGGAGGCGACCAUUCUGCAGUCGGAGGGAAGCAAACGUCUAGAGCGACUUGGUCUAUCUGAUGCCGAAGACUUCGGCUUUCCACUGGCCGAUAGUCUGCCUAAACUUAACACGCUGGUGGUGAGCUACCACAAGGUAAGCCCCCAGGAACAACUGAGCAUGCUGGAGACAACGCGCAAACGUGUGAAGCAAGCCUCGAGAAAAUUUCCCCAGCGCCUGCAAUCGAUCUUAUGCAAUGUAGUGGAUGUGGAGGUGGCCCUCGAGCAGAUUGCUGGCCUUGAGAAACGCCAUCCCAGGGACACGCCAAAGUUCAAUGAGCUUCUGAAGAUCGUGUACUUCUUGUCGGAUCCGCAGGGCGGAGAUAAGAAAUCACCUUGAGCAGGUCAGCGCUCUUCCUCGGAGCUGUCCCCCCUAACUCUGCCCUUGUAAAUACAUAAAUAGGUACUAGACGUCGCCCAAGUGACAAGAGGAACUGAUAUGUUUAUCUGCUACUAGCUGCUCCCACGGUAAUUAUGUGUCUUCUCAGAUAAGGUUCGUUUAUUUGGUUAUUUUUUUUGUUUACCAAUUAUUUUUCGGCGCCAUGUUCAAACAAUACGAUUGGUUUUGGAAGCUACACCAAAUAAAUGUUUACGCUACCCUGCAAUAUGGCAUUAAACUUUGGCACAGAUGCAAAAUAAAGUUGGAGAUUAUAAUAUAGUAAUUAUUACUAACGUUUUAAUCCAGUUUUUUAACCUUUCUGCCAAUUUGAAAUUAAUUAAAUUAGUUUUGUAUGAGGCCGUUUUCUGCCUAUUUUAUUAUUUUAUUAGAACGUUUGACAAAUAUUUUUAUUUGUACGUUUUCUGUUAACAGUGUUAUUUAUCAUUACAAGGGUGUCCACAAUUUCAGCUAGGCGGUUGCGGUGGGCACCAAAAGAAUGCAUUGAUGAAGUGCUUUGGUCGUGCAUAUUUCUGCCACUUUGUUAUUUCAUUCAAUCGGAUGAAGCUGUGAUAAAACGAACCAAAUAUUCCAUUGACUUGUUAGACCCCCUCCCAAUUGAUAGAUAUAUGUACAUCAAUUAGGACCCAAUUGUCAGACUCUGCAAGUUCCCUUUCCUCUUUUUGUCGGCACCAUUUUUCCCAUCGAUGCGAGGUAUAUUGUUGCUUAAAUUUGUACCACUAUCUUUGUAUUAUUUCGUUGAUGUAAUAAAAUACGAAUUGAAA